GCCAGGUUCUCCCCGCCCCCUGACCCCGAGCUGCGACGCCGGGCCUGCCGUGUUGAUGUGCCGCUAUUGGAGUGGAAGCUGUGCUUGCUCGUCCUCGGCUUCGGUCCCAGUCGCGGGGUCGAGGCUGCCUCCCCGGCAACAUGUUUUCGGCUUUGAAGAAGCUGGUGGGCACGGAGCAGGUCCCGGGCAGGGACCGGGCCAUCCCGGUCGGGCUCCAGAGCAUGAACCAAAGUCUGCAGCGGAGAUUUGCCAAGGGAGUGCAGUACAACAUGAAGAUACUGAUACGAGGUGAUAGGAAUACAGGAAAGACCACACUAUGGCACAGACUGCAAGGCAAGAAGUUUGUGGAACAAUACAUCCCAACUCAGGAGAUCCAAGUCACCAGCAUUCACUGGAGUUACAAAACAACAGACGAUAUCGUGAAGGUGGAAGUUUGGGACAUAGUGGAUAAAGGUAAAAGCCGAAGAAAAGGAGAUGGCUUGAAACUGGAGAACGACCCACAAGAGACGGACGCAGAGAUGGCUCUGGAUGCAGAAUUCCUCGAUGUCUACAAGAACUGUAAUGGCGUUAUAAUGAUGUUUGACAUCACCAAACAAUGGACCUUCAGUUAUAUCAUGAAAGAACUUCCCAAAGUGCCUGACCAUAUUCCAGUCUGUGUCCUUGGGAACCACCGUGACAUGGGAGAGCACCGGGUCAUCCUUCCUGAUGAUGUCAAGGAGCUCAUUCAGAGUAUCAACAGGUUACCCAGGUCAUCAUAUAUUCGAUAUGCAGAAUCUUCAAUGAAGAAUGGUUUUGGGUUGAAGUACUUGCACAAGUUUUUCAAUAUUCCAUUUCUUCAAUUGCAGAGAGAGACGUUGCUGAAGCAGUUGGAGACUAAUCAGCUGGAUAUUGAUGCCACAUUGGAAGAACUCUCUGUACAGUAUGAGACCGAGGACCAGAAUUAUGAACUAUUUCUUGAGCUGAUGGAUAACAAGAAUCGGAACUUCCAUUCUCCUGUCGCAGCUAAUGAGCAAAGCCCAUCAUCGGGGUCCCAGUCUCCAGUGGUACCACCGAGCUCGGCUUCCACGACCAACUCCAGCCCAGGGACUCCUCAGCCUCCAAUCCAAGCACCGCCCACUCCAUCAAUGUCCCCUCCCCUUCCUUCAGUGUCCCCCAGUGCUGAGCAAUGCACCGAAAUGCCACCUGUGCCAGUCAGCGCCCCUUCCCCCUCUCCUCCCUCCAGUGCCCUGGCUGCACCCAUGGCUCAGAAACGCAGCUUCAUCUCCAGACUCUUUGGAUCCUCCUUCGCACCUGAGGCUCCGGCCAUUAAGCCUGAUGCAGUAGUCCCGGUAUCCCCUGAAGAAGUGAAGAUGCACAGCGUUGAUGACUUCGUCCCUGAUGAGGGACUGGACAAGAGCUUCUUGGAAGACCUGGCUCUUCAAAAGGAAAAGAGCAGUGAAGCAUGGCAAGAGAGUGACAGUGAUGGAGAGAGACAGGGCAAUCCCAUGGUUGCCGGUUUUGAGGACGAUUUAGAUGUUGAUGACCAGAUGCUGCAGAAGCCCGCCGUGAAGUCGCAGGUUCCCAGUAAGGAUAUAACGCUGUCCAGUGACGAAGAUGACAACACAAAAGUCACCAGUAGUCUGGAUCCACUGAAGAGGCCUUCCAAAAAUGUGUUAAAUUCCCAAGAUGGAUUCCCACCCAAAGCCACUGAGCACCGUCCUGCUGACAGCUCUCCUGCUCCCAUCCGACCAGAGCAACUAGGCAACAAACACACGACCUUCGGCCUGCCAGCUAACAUCCUCUUGACCCCCAUGCCUUCUCUGGCAACUCCACUAGUCCCAGUGGCAGCUGCUCUCCAAAAGACUGAAGACAAAGACCAGAACAAAGCAAAAACACAGGAAUGCAAAGAAUCGUCUGAGAGUGACCCUGAGGGUCCCAUUGCCAAGCAGCUGCUGUCCUUUGUGUUGGACGACCCGGACUUUGAGAGUGACGAUUCCAACAAAAGACCAGCACUUGAGGAGUUCCCUGUCCGAGAGGACAGCUCCGAGCUCUCUGACGACGACUUCAACCUCAACUCAGCAAAGCAAACUGUGCCGGCGAAAGCUCCAGUGCGGGUGGUGAAGGCGACCAAUGACCUGGACAUCUUUGGCUUGGGCAUCAACAACAAAAGCCCUACAGCCCCAGAGAGCACCGAUGAAGAAAAAACAAGUAAGGCUUCCUCAAAAGACAAGAAGAAAAAGAAGAAAAAAGUGAGAGAGGAUGAUGAGAAAAUGGAAAAAAAGAGGCACAAACCGAAGAAAAGUAGAGAAGCAACAGAGGAGAAGCAGAAAAAGGAGAAAGAAGUAACAGCCGAAGGAGAGAAGGAGAAGAAAAAGAAGAAGAAGAAGGCUAAGAACAAAUCUGAAGCGGAUAUGGACGAUUUGGAGAAUUUUCUGAUUGGCAGUGGCGAUAAUCAUGCAAGGAGCAGGGGAACAGGAGACUACGAGGAGCUAUAGACUGGUCAUCAGUACUAGUGUUUGUCUUGGUAUUACAACCCUGUCCAUUCCACACUUUCAGUCUCUCUCUAACACUGGUGCAAAGCAUGUGCCCUGGCUUUGUGGCAGAAGCUGUUUGUCCUAAGUACUCCUUGUUCCACUCAACCUCCAUCACGAGUCUCUAAGUAUUCCCCAGUGCUGGAAAGGAUGUGUCGAAUUGUGUAUCGAUGCAGGUGAGUCAGGGUCUGAAUUGAAAGCUUCAACCAGGCUGCCUUCAAGCUUAAACAGGCCCCUACGGCAGCUUACAUUCACAUUUCUCAAGAAAUGGGUGGAUUUCUUGAAGUUGAAACUGGUGGAUUUAGUCUUUAGUAAAGUUCACCUUCAUCAGAAUUUGUUGCAUUUCUACCAUCUGGAUUUGGAAUGUCGCCCUGACUGCGGACAACCCAUCACUCGUGCUCUGUGCUCGCUUUCAGGCUUGUACCCAGGUAAGAAUGGCUCAGUGCCCUACCCCUCCCAUGUAAAUUGGAAACUCACCAGAUCUACAGCACUGAACCAAUGCUCCAACUCAUACUUGGCCCUGUGCCUUUAAAACUGGCAGUAAACUCAGGCAGUAUGGAAGUCUUGUGACUAAAGACUCUUAAAAACAAAACUAUGCCUUCCCUUGCCCUUCUUUUCAGUUGUACUGACUGGAUCCUUGAACCCUAAACCACUAAGAGUUUGGAUACACUAACCCGCCCUUGACUCUUCAAACUGCUGAGCUGUCGAUGACUGGCCUCUUGCCCAUUCACUCACAGUGGGUAUGUCGGGGUUGGUUAAUGAGCGUAGUCCCGUGGGGUAAUUAAAACCUGUUUCACCAGGUUCUCAGUGUGUGGUUCUGACUUCCAUUACCACUGAAUUGAUUAAAAUCAGUGUAAUUAAGGCAGCUUCAAAUAAAAAUGGAAUGAUUAGUAUCUAAUUGUUGAGUGUAGAGUUUUUAUAGCCAUCAAGAUAACUACCAGAAUGUAAAGCCAGUCAUUUCCCUGAUCUAACAUGGUUCCUUUGCAUGCUGCUGUCCCUGACUACGAGCAGUAUAGGGUGAGCCCAUGUGAAUGGGACAUCAGUAGCCCAGCAGAGGUCAGAGUUCAUGGCCCCAGGAUGAAACCAGCAAUGGGAGGGAGUUAAUGUGACUCCACCCUUUUGAUCCGCUCCAAGUAGAAUUUGUAUCCUGAGUUUCCCUCUAGAAUAAACGGUUGGAGAAAUUGCCAGCUCUCAAGUUAUUGCACUGGCUUGCUCAGUUUUAGUUUGUUUUCCCAAAUUUUCCAGUGAUUCACUACAGGAGAAGUCUUUUGUUACAUGUACUGCUAGUGAAAUAUUUUGCCAAUCUCACUGUCAUUGGAGGUGUGGGGUCAUAACUCACCAACAGACCAUUUGGCCCACUGAGCCUGCUUCGACCUCUAGGCACCCAUAUACUCCAAUCCCAAUAUCCCCUUGUAUUCCCCCACUCUCCAAAACCAGUUAACCUAUUCUAUUCCUCAGCUACACCCUAGGGACAAUUUACAGCAGCUCGUUAACCUCCCAACCACAAGUGUUUGGGAUGUGGGAGGAAACUGAGAACCAUGUGGUCACAGGAAGACCGUGCUGGUGCCCGAGGUCAUGCUCAAACCAGAGUGACUGGAGCAAUGAAGCAGUGGUGUCAACAAUUGAAGACUGAGUUCAUCCGUCACCAGUCUGCCCUCACUGCUCCCUUGCCCGUGUCUAUUCACUCCCCUUACCCAUGGGCAGGCAGUGGGGAACUGUGACACAUUAGUAAAGCACUGUCUCGAACUGUUCCGUCUUCACGUCCACACGUUGUGUGCAGGCAGGGGCCCUUUCUGCUGUGGUGUCGUAUCCAUAGUUAGCUUCUAUGGCCCGUUAUGCCAUUGAGGUUGUAGAAGGGCAACAGAAGAGCUAUAGCUUAGUGAGGUUUGCUGAAGAGAGUAAACUCUCAUUCAUGGAGUUGCCUUGACCAAGCUGCAGGAGGGCUGGGGUGUCCAGGGGGGCAGCACUUCCAGACUGUGAAUGGGCAGAGUAAAGCAGAGACCAAACAUCAGAUCGUACUGCUAGCCUGUGAAAUUCAGCUGACCCUACACCAUGGGGUCCCACACUCUACAAAGUGUUCCAGAGAGUCUCAGCUAACUUCAGUAAAUGUUCACACCUUGCCUUCAGCUGCUCCUGCAAAGAUCCUAAAUUAAUGAACUCUGAUUCGUGCCCUUCCCACUAACUGAAACCUCUUAUUUACUCUGAAUACCACUCCCUGUUGAUGCAGGUAAGCUGUUUCUUUAGUUCAUUCCUGUCCCUCGGGGAAGGAAAUCGCCAGCCUCGCCAGGUUUUCAGAGCCGGUCACAGCUCGCUUUGUUCGGUGGGCAGUGCCAGCCCGGUCAGUGAAACCCACCAACUGCAAAUCUGUUUUAAAACAUGAAAAUGUUUUUUUUAAACUGUAGAAGCUGGAAAUCCAAAACAAAACCAGAGGUUGCUGGAAGCAUUCAGCAGGUCUGGCAGAAUCUGUGGGGGAAUAAAAAGCAUAAAGUUUCAGGUCCAAGUGAUUCCUCUAAGCCAGUCGGCUCAUCAAUUUGAAAAGUUAACUCUCUUACUCUCACUAUAGAUGCUGUGUGACCUGCUUAGUGUUACCAGCAUUUUCUGUCUUUGUUUAAAAAAAAUUGAUGUAGGGAAUUCCCUAACGUGGCAGGGCGGGCUGGAGUGCUCUAAUGUUGCUGACUUUGGUGCCUUCACUGUUGGAGGAUCAGAUGUUUGUUUUCCAGUAUGGCUGGUGGGUGAUGGUGCUAAUUAAUGGUUAUAAUUCUGUGGAAAGCAAAUGGAGCAUUCAGCAACGCAGAGAAUUACAUCAUCAAAGACCCCCCCCACCACUGGCUUCUGCCUUGGAGAAUGUGACCUGUCACAGCAGGGCUGAGAGAGUUUGGAGCCUUCCCCUGCACCAUGUAAACAUUUUCAAUUAUAUUUCUGCAUUAAAGACAAAAAAACAUA
This is a messenger RNA of Hypanus sabinus (Atlantic stingray), 5453 nucleotides long. RefSeq names its product rab-like protein 6. Lineage: Eukaryota; Metazoa; Chordata; Chondrichthyes; Myliobatiformes; Dasyatidae. Bases 141 to 2474 code for a protein of 777 amino acids. Gene Ontology annotation, cellular component: nucleus; cytosol. The record is from RefSeq and is a predicted model, not a curated record. Gene Ontology annotation, molecular function: GTP binding; GTPase activity. The transcript is spliced from 15 exons.